Diuraphis noxia (Russian wheat aphid) is the source of this 698-nucleotide messenger RNA. RefSeq lists its product as uncharacterized. NCBI's taxonomy places the organism in Eukaryota, Metazoa, Arthropoda, Insecta, Hemiptera, Aphididae. The record is from RefSeq and is a predicted model, not a curated record.
ACUUAACAUUCGCUCCUGAACAUUAAGAGAUACAAGUUUCAUCUUUUGAAUUAAAAAAUAACGAUGUUGGCAAAAAUAUUUUUGGUCGUUUUCCUGGCGACUGGUGUCAUGUCAUUCCUUAAGGAUGACCAUGAAAACGAACUUGUCAACUCAGCUCUUGGGACUGGAACGGUAUUAUUAAAAGAAGCUUCAAAGUACAUAACAGAUGAUGCGGAUAGAUACUCCUUGGACUUGAACGCUUUGUACAAAAAAUAUGAAAUCGCAUCAAAGACUGAGCAAGCAAGAAACUUUCUCCAUGCUCAGAUAAAAAGAAGUUUCGACCUAACUAAUGAAUACGUAAAGAAAGUUGAUAUUGAAGGCGAAGAACAAUUGAAGAAGAGUAUUGAUAUAAUCAAAAAGGAAGACCCCGUGUUAGCAGAAAAAUUAACUAAAUUUUACGAUAAGUCUUGUGACUUAGACAGAAUAACUGAAGAUAUUAUCAAAUACAUAUUGGACGCAGAUAAAGUUAGCGGCGCAGUUGACAAGGCCAAGGCUGCACUCCGUCCAGUAGAACACAAAUUGGCUGAAUCAAUCAAAAAAUUCGAGACCAUUGUUCUUGAACAUCUGCCAAAAAAAGGAAAGAAAUAGAGAUAUUUCAACAAAAAUUUUAAAUUUCAACAACUAUUGAAUAAUUUAAUACCCAACUUAUUUUUAAUACU